Messenger RNA from Gymnodraco acuticeps, 3188 nucleotides. It is a transcript of the gene wnt10b, whose product is annotated as wingless-type MMTV integration site family, member 10b. Gene Ontology annotation, molecular function: cytokine activity; frizzled binding. The transcript is spliced from 4 exons. Lineage: Eukaryota; Metazoa; Chordata; Actinopteri; Perciformes; Bathydraconidae. Gene Ontology annotation, cellular component: extracellular region. Gene Ontology annotation, biological process: canonical Wnt signaling pathway; cell fate commitment; multicellular organism development. Bases 117 to 1406 code for a protein of 429 amino acids. The record is from RefSeq and is a predicted model, not a curated record.
GCUCGUUUGGCGGUGCAUCGAUAAUACUCCACUCUUCUUCUUUUUUUAUUUUCUCAUUCAAUACAGGACUUUAUUACGAGUGUUUUAAUGUCACGUCGCGAAAGACGCUUAACAAAAUGGAGCUAUCAAACAAACUCCGUUGGGACCAAUUCCUGAUUUUGGCAGCAGCACUUAUGUCACCUGCAUUAACGGUGCUGUGUAAUGAUAUUCUCAGCCUGAAGGUGGCAGGAGAUCCAGUGCUAACCCCUAACUCAGUGUGCCUGAGGCUGGCAGGCCUCAGCAAGCGUCAGAUGAGGAUGUGUGUGCGGAGCCCCGAUGUGACGGCCUCCGCUCUGCAGGGCAUCCAGGUGGCCAUUCACGAAUGCCAGCACCAGCUCCGGGAUCAGCGCUGGAAUUGCUCCUCACUGGAGGGACUUGGCAAGCUUCCCCACCACAACACCAUCCUCAACAGGGGUUUUCGCGAGAGUGCCUUCUCCCUGGCCCUGUUGGCAGCGGGCGUGGCUCACUCUGUGGCCUCGGCCUGCAGCAUGGGCAAGCUGCGGGGGUGUGGCUGUGAGGCCAAGCGUCGCCAGGACGAUGACAAGAUCCGCCUGAAACUCACACAGCUGCAGCUGCAGACCCUGCAGAAGGGUGGAGUAGGCCUCGCCAUGUCACGAUCGUUACCCUCAGAGCUCAACGGUCACCAUGGCGACCUGCCCGCCAACCUGCGCUCCACCCAUCCCUCGGCCCUGCUCAAGCCCAUACCAGAUGAGCUGAGCUCCAUGCAGGAGACGUGGGAGUGGGGGGGUUGCAGCCAUGACGUCCGUUUUGGGGACCGUUUUUCCAGGGACUGGCUGGACUCCCGCGGCUCUCCAAGAGACAUCCAUGCUCGCAUGAGGAUACACAACAACCGUGUGGGACGACAGAUAGUGACUGACAACAUGAAGAGGAAGUGCAAAUGUCACGGGACAUCAGGGAGCUGCCAGUUUAAGACCUGCUGGCAUGUGUCUCCAGAGUUCCGGCUUGUGGGUUCUCUACUCAGGGAAAAGUUCUUGUCAGCCAUCUUUGUCAACUCCCAGAACAAGAACAAUGGGGUUUUCAACCCUCGAACAGGAAACAGCGCUGGCGGAAGCACAGGCGGACCCAACAGAGGUCGCCGACGGACCAUGUCCAGAGAGCUGGUGUACUUUGAGAAGUCUCCUGACUUCUGUGAGCGCGAUGCCUCUGUAGACUCUCCAGGUACACAAGGACGCAUUUGCAACAAAACCAGCUACAGCACAGACAGCUGCGGCUCGCUGUGCUGCGGCCGUGGACACAACAUCCUGAGACAGACACGCAGUGAGCGCUGCAACUGCAGGUUCCACUGGUGUUGCUACGUGCUGUGUGAGGAGUGUCGUCUCACAGAGUGGGUCAGUGUGUGCAAGUAGAUCUCCAAGUCCCAGAUGCCUUUACCUAUCCCAGACUCAAGAUGGUGAGCCUGUCCCCUCACCCACUCCUUUUGUUCGAGCCUUUGUUUUCCUCCUUGUGUAACUCUCCCAGAAGUCUGUUUAUCCCCCCUUUCCUUUUUUUGAGUCCAUCAUCUGGGAUCUAUUUUCUCUUUGUAGCCGCUGUUAUUCUCAAAAUGCCAAGUCAGAGAUUGAAGAGGUGACUCAUGACAUUUGUCCUGCUAUGGUUGUUUAGACGAUGCCCUCUCAGCCAUGAAAACAGCAAAUACCCAAUCUUUUCUAUCCCACAAAACAAAGCAACAGUGAACAGCAAAGAAGCAUUUCUAUUUUAAUGUCUACAUGAUGACUCAUCACAUUGUACAAUAGGUGUGUAUUUCAAUGUGUACAUGUAUAUUUGUAAAUGUAUUAAUAUUAAUAUUAAGAUUGUGUUGUGCCUUUCUUUUUGGUUAUAGUUACUGACAGACUUAUGCGUAAGAGUGGCUUAGUGCUGUAAAACAGAGCAAUACAUUGAACUGGUCUCUUCUGGAUGAUCAUCAAGAUACAUCCAUCUGUUUUCAACCGGUAUCCGGAGUCGGGUUCGCGGAGUAAGCAGAUUUCCAAGAUAUUAACUCCAUUUGAAUGUCUUGCACCUGUGACUAGAAAAGGGCCACAAUACUUAUUUUGAAUAAGUCAGAACAUUUAGACAAGGCUUUAACUAAUGGAAGAAGGAAAUUGUUUUUUGUGGUUUUUAACUGACUGAUACAUCUAAUAGAUCUCAGGACAGAGAGAACACUUGUAUACUGGUCAAACUAAAAGUGGCAAAGUCCUUAAAUUCCUAAGGCUGAACCAUUAACACAAUGUUGGUUAUGCAAACCGUUCGAACGUUAGAAGAUGGUCGCAAGUAGUCAUAUUUUUUUAUGAAUAUAGCUGUGAUAUGAUGUGUCAUUUUUCUUAUGAAGUGAUGACAGAGCGCUUCUUAUUCUGUGCUUUCUUUUGUCAAUUUCAUCACUCCGAGUACUCCUUAAAUUCUUCCCACAUGUAGUACAUGUCAAAGUGAGAGAUGGCUUUAGUCUUGAACUGAUGCUGAAGGAAGUGUGUAUUGAGUGUGUGUGUCUGUUGCUGUGUAAAUGGAGGGGCAAGUUCUACGCACUACAGAUUUGGGAGGUGAGAGCUUUUUUUAUGGCCACUUCAUGCUGAGAGAAGGACUUUUUAUGGCUGCAGGAUAUUGUUUCCUUAAAGUAUGACUUUUAUUACUGGAGAGAAGCAUCAAGCCAGCAGAGAGUGGGGCUGAUUAUACCAGUCUCUGCUGUGCGAGCAUCUGAGGGGAUCAUCUGUCCCAGAGUUCAUGGCCAACCAAGGGACUCGCUAAACCACGUGGGAUGCUGUGUCAUGGUUACCUGGGAGACAGACUACACAAAUGUAAACACAGGCACAUAAACACGUGCAUUUGUUUAUGCACAAAGACACUUACAUGUAGGAAUACUGGCACUGAUGCACAAUCAAAAACAUGCACAUUUAUGAACUGUCAGAUAGAACUCCUGGUGACCCGAGAUGCUGCAGAUUUAGCUAAAUUCCCAUGUCAGCACCUGACUUAAUUAACGAUGGCAGCAUUCCUAGAUAUCUUGGAUGAUCCAAACUCAAUAUUUUAUCUGACACAAUAAGAUUUAAUGUCAUUCAAGUGUUGUUUGUAUGGAUUCCUGUAAACCUCCCUCAGCUCCUGAGGAAUGGUGGAGCCAGUGGCUGAAUCAACUGUUUUGUCUGUUUGGUAUUUAGUGAGGGAAUAAA